GGGGAAGAGGACGAAAGGAGACGUCGAUGUCUCUUUCGGGCGAGUGUUGCUAUUCUUUGCGCGAUGAUGCUGGAGAGGGAACAAGAAGAUGGCGUCGUCGAGAAGAAGGGAUCUUCUUCGGCCCGGAACGAGCUUCCCGAGUUGCCCCCAUACAACGGCUUUCAAAAUAUUGAGCCGCGAAAUGAGAAGAUCGACGGAGCACGCGCCUGUGAAGCCACCACGUCAAGAACUGUAAUCACGUUUCGGACAGGCCUCGAAUAUGCGUCCAGGAUUGGAGAUGCAAGGGGUUCUCGAUCUUUGAGCCUCACAUGCGACGAUCCUCCCUACGAAGACAACACCCGGUAUACUAACCAACAGGUACAUCAACAACCAUGAGUGUCCGCGUAGUGGCUCGCAUUCGGCCGCUGCUGAAGGCGGAGGAGGACAAAGACAUCAUCGUGGAGGCCGCCGGAGACAACAAGAAUGUUGUCAAGAUUCCCAAUCCGAAGAGCGACUCCGAGCAUUUCUCCUUCCAGUUCAGCAGUGUCUAUGGCCAGACCGCGACGCAAGCAGAUCUAUUCGACAGCGAGGUUGCGCCUACAGUAAAGCACCUCUUCAAAGGCUUCGAUGUCACACUAUUCGCGUACGGAGUCACCGGGACCGGCAAAACACACACGAUGCGAGGAGGCAAGAGUUUGGCAGAACGAGGUGUCAUUCCGCGGUUACUAUCGAGCAUAUAUCGGCGCGCGAGAAAGAUUGAAAAGGACACGGCAGGAGAGUCGAAAGUGGAGGUGGUCAUGAGCUAUUACGAGAUCUACAACGACAGAGUCUUCGACCUAUUCGAGCCACCGGAAAAGCGCACGCCUGCUGGACUACCGAUUCGGGACAAUCAAUCAGGAAAGGCAAUCGUGGUGGGCUUGACGGAGAGACCAUGCACGAGCUUGAAGGACUUUGAACAAAUGUACGACCAGGCGAACGUCAACCGCUCCACGUCGGCGACGAAGCUGAACGCGCACUCCUCCCGUUCGCACGCGGUCUUGUGCGUGAAAGUAACGCAGACCACCGGCGACCAGGUGCAAGUCAGCACUGCUUCUGCCAUUGAUCUUGCGGGCUCGGAAGAUAAUCGCCGUACGGACAACAACAAGGAACGCCUGGUGGAGAGCGCGAGCAUCAACAAGUCUCUCUUCGUGCUCGCCUCCUGCGUAGAAGCCAUCUCUCGGAAGGCCACACGCAUUCCUUAUCGCGAGUCAAAGAUGACUCGAAUUCUUGCGCUUGGACAAAACAACGGUCUCACGAUCAUGAUCCUGAACCUGGCUCCGGUGCGAUCUUACCAUCUGGACACGCUAAGCAGUCUCAACUUUGCCAACCGCACGAAGAAGAUCGAAGUCAACGAGAUUGAGAACAUACCAUUCUUCCGCGAUCCUCUACCUGGCAAGCCAAAGGCCGAUAUGUCCAUGCCAGCUCCUUCCAUGAAUCGCCAACCACUCCGCUCAAAAGUCCUUUCGCAAACAUCACAUCUCAAGGAUGUCACGACCACAGUCCCGAAACCUACGAAGCAAUUCGCCGUCUUCUCCGACGCCACCAAGCCCAGCGCGAAAGCUAGACCUGCCCAUCUCGCCAAUACCUCGUCCGCCCGAUUGGCUCCCCAGUCCGUCAAGUCACCAAAACGAACCAGUUCAGAGGCAUCAAUGUCGACUCUUGCCCGUCCUUCCAAGCGACCGGCAGUCUCCGCUGUCCACGCAGGAAUGUCACAGGACGCGAUUGAACGUCUAAUCGAGCAGAAAGUGUCCGAAGCCUUAUCGAAUCACAUCACUUCCACCGCCGCCACCAAGGCCGCUGCUACGGAGGUCGAGCGAGCACCUGUAGAGUCGAAUUUGAUAUCCGUGGAGGUCCAACGGAGGCUUGAUGCAUUGGAGAAGAGAGUAGAGGGCCAGGAAUCUGAAAGGGCGGAAGGACUGCAAUUACUGCUGCAAGCGAAACAGAUGCAAGCCAAUGGCGAGAAGAGAAACGCAUUGGAGAUGUUCGAACGUGCUGAGAGAGACUUCUUUCCCGGGAACGAAAAGCUGAGCAAGAGGAUCGGCAGACUGAGAGACAGCAUUGAGGGCAGACCGGCAAAAGCAACAGUAUCGAGGAAAGGGCAGCGGGACGUACAGGAGGACGAGGACCACAGCUACCACGCCGAGGAAGAGGACGAUGAAGAAGACUACGACGACAAGCGCGCCGCCAUCUCUCGACCUCGGACGAAGAUUCGACGACCGCAGCCAUUCCAGCCUACCAGCGCCGCGACCCGUCCGAUCAAAUCUUCGUAUGGAACGGAAGACUCUUCCUACGACGAGCUAAACGCCCCAUCCUCAAAUGAGUCUCAAACACCGCGGACUCGGCACUUGUUGCAAAUCAUAAACUCCAGAGACAUCAACAAGAUCCAGCUUUUGAAAGGUGUGGGCAGAAAGAAAGCGGAGAAGAUUGUCGAGUGCCUUUGCGAACUGGACUUGGACGCUGAGACUGGAGAGGAUGGCGGGUCGGAUGAUGAGGAUGGUGGAAGGAAGAUGUUGGUCGUUGUGAGGACGUUGGAGGAGUUGGGAGACUUGAAAGGAAUGGGGAGGAAAGGGGUUGAAGGCAUGAGGGCUGGAGUUUUGGCUUGA
Messenger RNA from Zymoseptoria tritici IPO323, 2621 nucleotides. RefSeq lists its product as uncharacterized. Gene Ontology annotation, biological process: microtubule-based movement. The transcript has 2 exons. Gene Ontology annotation, cellular component: kinesin complex; microtubule. Lineage: Eukaryota; Fungi; Ascomycota; Dothideomycetes; Mycosphaerellales; Mycosphaerellaceae. Gene Ontology annotation, molecular function: microtubule binding; ATP hydrolysis activity; microtubule motor activity. The record is from RefSeq and is a predicted model, not a curated record. The coding region runs from base 372 to 2621 and encodes 749 amino acids.